Molecule: messenger RNA, 2415 nt
Organism: Maniola jurtina (meadow brown)
Lineage: Eukaryota; Metazoa; Arthropoda; Insecta; Lepidoptera; Nymphalidae
Gene: Sol1
Product: suppressor of lurcher protein 1-like
Exons: 15
Coding region: 294-2195 (633 amino acids)
Cellular component (GO): plasma membrane
Source: RefSeq, a predicted model, not a curated record
CUACGAAACCGGGCGAUCGUCUACGCCGUAGCACUACGCCGCUACGGUUCGUUACGGCUUAACUUUGUUUCGUAGUACAAAAAUACCAAAUCGUGAGUCGUUCUUUCAAUAAAUAAUUCAAAGCUUGUCCGAACUUUGUGGGGAAAUUAAAUAGUAUCGAUUGUGUACGUUCCAAUUGUGUUUAGUGGUUAAGGAAAAAAUUAAAUGUUUGAAUAGAUUACUGUGUCUAUUUGAGGCCAUUUCAUAAAUAAUUAAUCUAUGAUAAUUUGAGAGCAUGGCGAUUACAAGUCGCUAUGGGACAAAGUGGUAGUGCAAUGCAGUUGUCUGCGACAUUGCUGGUGUUGCUUCACUUAUCAAUGCACGUUGUGGAUGAAGGACAGGCAGUAAACCCUAGUUGUUCCUGCAUUCGCUUCACAUCGACGCACGGCAAGGAGCGGGGUACAUUCAGCAGCCCCGAUUACCCACUACCCUACCCGAGGGGUAUCUGCCUGCUGUACACAUUUGUCGCUGCCCCACACCAGAUAGUGGAGCUGAUGUUCAGUGACUUUGACGUGUUUAAGGACGAUCUUGAUUGUAUUCGAGGCGACUACAUAAAGGUCUACUGGGAAGUCCAAGGCCCAGGCCCUCCUGGGGCCAUCAACGAACGCUCAGCGUGGGCGAGGGCGCUAUGCGGAAGCAGGGCCGAUGUUCCUCCAGCUUUGUACUCCCCUGGACCAUCUAUGGUGUUAGAAUUUCAUACUAACUCCAAGCCAAACAAUGCCACGGGGUUCCUUGGCACAUACAGCUUUAUUGAUAGACGCCUAUUCGAGACCGAGGGCGUCCGUAUACCAGGAACUGAGUGCGACUACCAGUUCAGCCGAUCCGGUAACAAGCCGACCCACGGCCGGUUAUACAGCCCGCAAUACCCGUCCAUUUACCCCAACAAUGUGCGCUGCUCAUAUCAUUUUCAUGCCAGGCCAAAGGAUCGCGUGAAGGUAGUUUUUGAAGAAGUCUCCCUACAGAAGGGGGAUAUAAGUUGCUUGCGCCGGGCGGACAUCAUCAAAGUGUUCGAUGGCAGGGACACCAACUCUCCGGCGAUCGCCAUGCUGUGUAAUGAGCUUACAGGUUACGAGGUGCUGUCAACGGGCCCGUCUCUCCUACUGCAGUUCACCGCCAACUCCGCCUCACCGGGGCAGGGGUUUGCUGCCACGUACCAUUUUCAGCCACCCCCUGACUCUACAGCGGCAGAUUCUGAUCGACUUUUGAAACUAAGCUUUGGGAAGGCGUUCGAGUCCCUGGGGCCUGAAGUUAGCGCAACAACUUCAUCCUGUCACCAGGAGUUCAACAGCGAUGGCUCAAAGCACGGCACUCUCACGUCGCCACACUUCCCUGCUGCCUAUCCUCCGAAUACCCACUGCCACUAUGAGUUCUUCGGGAGAGGAAAGGAGAGGAUUAGAUUAAUAUUUCAAGACUUCUUUUUGUACAAAUCUACAGAUGGAUCUACAGCAUGUACGAACGUAGACUCUCUUCAAGCCUUCGUUAACGUAGAUGGACGGCUAGAAAAUGUUGCGACGUUUUGCGGAGUCGAUCUUCCAAAGCCAAUUAUGUCGAACGGGCCCAAGUUAAUGCUAGAAUUCCGAGGUACUCACUCGUCGAGGCACUCAAGAGGAUUCAAAAUAUCUUAUUCCUUCGUUGAAAAUUUCGGUAUAUCUACAGGACGACAGCUGAAAGAAUUCCCCUGCGCAUUUGUAUAUAAUAGUAGUGAAUCGCGCAACGGAACUUUCGCUUCGCCAAACUCACCUGGACCAUAUCCAAGAGACACAGAGUGUUCUUACUUUUUUCAUGGUGGGCAGACGGAAAAAGUCCAUUUGCACUUUACACACUUCGACGUGGAGGGAGUAUUACCAUGCGAAGCAGUGUCAGCGAGUGAUUACGUAGAAUUUUCUAACAAAAUGACUGAAGACAAUAAAUACGGCAGAUACUGUGGACGGAUGAAGGAGUUUCAUGUAGAAUCUGAAAGAAAUUUUUUCAAAGUAACCUUUCGAUCUAACGACAGGCUAGACGGAACUGGCUUUAAAGCAAUGUACCAAUUCCUAGAGGCCACAGAUGAAUAUCAAGCACCAGUUUUUGAUAAGGCUUCCAAUACAUUGUAUUUCUUCGGAGAGCUGUUGCUGAUAUCUCUGGCUGCGACGCUCCUGCAUCUAUAUCAUUUAUGAAGUGAUAUUAGAAUUACAACUAUUGAUAGUUAAUCCUGUAUAUUUUGUACCAUAGUCUGUGCCAUACACUGUAAUUAAUUAAGCGUAGGCGUGCAAUAUUUUCUAUAAAAUAACUAAAUUUAAGUUUCAUCUAAUAUUACCAACUAAAGCAAUAUAACACAAUAAAGUUUUAUUCACGCAGGCACAUUAUUAUAAAUAAAAUAAAAAAAUAUAAAAAUUG